AUGGAAACCCCAACAACCAGCGACAUCGAAGUGAAAGGAGAGGAGAAGGCACCCGAUGACUGGAAACCAGAGAAGAAGGAGUGGUUGAUCAUGCUUAGCUUGACCUUCAUCAGCCUCAUGGUCGCCCUCGAUGCAACUAUCCUCGUCACUGUUUUACCAGAGAUAACGCGGGAUCUCGGUGGCUCUGCAGCUGAGGGGUUUUGGACAGGCACAUCCUACCUGCUGACUUCGGCCAUCUUCCAGCCAGUAAUUGCUUCCGUCUCUCAUCUCUGGGGACGCCAGCAGCUGCUCCUCGUCUCCCUCACCUUCUUCACUGUCGGUACAAUCCUAUGCACGGUGGCCCACGACUUCACCGUCAUGUUGUCAGGACGCUGCAUUCAAGGCGUCGGUGGUGGAGGCAUAAUCACUCUGACCCAAGUCAUCUUUUGCGACAUGGUUCCCUUGAGGGUGCGGCCCAAGUAUUUCUCUUUAGUGCUAUUGACAUGGUCGAUUGGAACGAUAUUUGGCCCAGUCAUCGGUGGUGCACUCGUCGAGAACGUUUCUUGGCGUUGGUGCUUCAUAAUCAAUUUUCCAUUCUGUGGUAUCGGGUUUGUUGUUGCAAUAUUCUUUGUUCGCCUCAACGCUGUGUCGCAGCUCUCGUUCGCACAAAAGAUAGAAAGGACAGAUUGGGUGGGCGCAACUCUCUUUGUCGGUAGUAUGACAAGUUUUCUUGUUGGCCUCUCGUGGGGCGGUAUCCAGCAUCCUUGGAAGUCGGCCGCGACCUUAGCCCCCAUCAUCGUGGGAUUGGUUGGUCUAGUCCUAUUCGGUGGAUGGCAAACGGUCAGGAAGGAACACGGCUUGUUGCCAGUCAGAUUGUUCAACAGCUGGAGCUCUGUGGCCGCAUUCUACAGUGCCCUCAUGAACGGUUUUCUAGUAUUCUGCGGUCUCUACUACCUUCCCCUCUACCGAAUGUCGGUGCAUGGCUCGUCAACUACUCGUGCCGGAAUCGAGCUCUUUCCUGUGGCAUGCUUUGUCAUUCCUGGCUCGAUUCUAGUUUCGAUUCUUACUUCGCGCAUCGGGCGUUGGCGAUGGGCCAUCUGGAUAGGCUGGGUUAUCACAACUGUAGGAUGCGGCUUAUGGAUCCUACUUGACGUGCACACUAGAUUCGUCGUCUAUGCGGUUGUGAUCGCAGUCUUUGGCAUCGGUGCUGGCAUGGUCUUGACAGCUGUGAACGUUGGUAUCCAGGCAAUCGCGAAAACAGAGGAUGCUGCGAUGGCCGCCUCGAUGUAUGGAUUCUUUCGCAGCUUGGGGAUGCCACUAGGUGUCGCAAUCGCAGGAACAGUCUUCCAGAACACAAUGGCAGACAGAUUGUCUGAUCAUGGCCUUCCUACCUCCAUUGCUCAGGAUUCCGAACGAUACAUAUUUGUCCUUCGUACCAUGGCAGAUUCAGAUCCGCAGAAGAUCGCGAUCCUGGAAUCAUAUUCAAAAGGCGUCCAGGCAGUGUUCAUUAUGAUGGCGGCAAUCUCUGCGAGCGCGCUUCUUUUCAGUGGUACGAUCAAGAAGUUCAGUAUGAAUAAAGAGCUGACUACAGCAUACUCGGCGAGAUGAUGCCUGCGACGUCUCUGGUGGACACG
Molecule: messenger RNA, 1613 nt
Organism: Dothidotthia symphoricarpi CBS 119687
Lineage: Eukaryota; Fungi; Ascomycota; Dothideomycetes; Pleosporales; Dothidotthiaceae
Product: MFS general substrate transporter
Exons: 5
Coding region: 1-1587 (528 amino acids)
Biological process (GO): transmembrane transport
Molecular function (GO): transmembrane transporter activity
Source: RefSeq, a predicted model, not a curated record